AUGUCAUCUCUGAGCAGAGAGUUAGUUUUCUUAAUCCUUCAGUUCUUAGAUGAAGAAAAGUUCAAGGAAUCUGUCCACAAGCUUGAGCAGGAAUCAGGCUACUUUUUCAAUUUGAAGUAUUUUGAAGAGAAAGCUCUCCUCGGAGAGUGGGACGAAGUGGAGAAGUAUCUUUCUGGCUUCACCAAGGUUGAUGAUAAUCGAUACUCGAUGAAAAUUUUCUUCGAGAUCAGGAAGCAAAAGUACCUCGAAGCUCUAGAUCGACAUGACAGGGCAAAAGCUGUUGAGAUAUUAGCUAAGGACUUGAAAGUAUUUGCGACAUUCAACGAGGAGCUUUACAAGGAAAUCACUCAGCUUCUAACUCUGGAGAACUUUAGGGAAAAUGAACAGUUGUCGAAAUAUGGUGAUACUAAAUCAGCCAGGGGUAUAAUGCUUGGGGAGUUGAGAAAAUUGAUUGAGGCAAAUCCUCUGUUUAGAGAGAAGCUUGCUUUACCCACUUUCAAGGCUUCACGCCUGCGAACCUUGAUCAAUCAAAGCUUGAAUUGGCAACACCAGCUAUGUAAAAACCCAAGGCCUAACCCAGACAUCAAAACAUUGUUCACUGAUCACACUUGCUCACCACAAAAUGGUGCUCGAGCACCCACUCCUGUGACUCUUCCAGUUUCUGCUGUAGCAAAGCCUUCAACAUAUGCUCCUCUUGGGGUACAUGGUGGACCGUUUCAGCCUAAUGCUCCGACUCCUAAUCCAAAUGCUUUAGCUGGAUGGAUGGCAAACCCAAAUCCAUCUGCAUCAGUUCCUUGCGGUGUUGCAGCCUCUUCCCCAUUUCCUAUGCAACCAAAUCAAGUUGCUUUGCUGAAACACCCUCGGCCACCCUCUAACUCCCUUGGAAUGAUGGAUUAUCAAAGUGCCGAUCAUGAACAACUUAUGAAACGUUUACGUUCUGGACCAACUGGUGAUGAGGUCACAUAUCCUGCUCAUUCUCAGCCUGGUGCCUCAAUCGAUGACCUCCCUAGAAAUGUAGUUAGUACUAUGCGGCAAGGGUCGGUGGUGUUAAGCAUGGAUUUUCACCCUAUCCAUCAUACGUUGCUCACUGUUGGUUGUUCCAACGGCGAAGUCACCUUAUGGGAAGUUGGAUCCAGGGAGAAGGUUGUCACAGAGCCUUUCAAGAUAUGGAAUAUGGCGACUUGUUCUGUGAUGUUCCAGGGUUCUAUUGUCAAAGACCCAUCAAUCUCCGUUAGUCGUGUAUCAUGGAGUCCAGAUGGAAAUUUGAUUGGGGUUGCGUUUACUAAACAUCUGAUCCAUGUAUAUGCUUACCAAGGGUCUGACUUACGUCAACAUCUAGAGGUGGACGCUCAUGUAGGCUGUGUGAAUGACUUGGCCUUUGCGCACCCAAACAAGCAGCUCUGUGUUGUUACUUGUGGGGAUGAUAAACUUAUAAAGGUCUGGGACUUGAGUGGAAAGAAACUUUACACCUUUGAAGGGCACGAGGCACCAGUUUACUCCAUUUGCCCUCACCAGAAGGAAAAUAUCCAGUUUAUAUUCUCAACCGCUCUUGAUGGUAAGAUCAAGGCUUGGCUCUAUGAUAAUGUGGGGUCUAGAGUUGACUAUGAUGCACCAGGACAAUGGUGUACAACUAUGCUAUACAGUGCUGAUGGUAGCAGAUUAUUUUCUUGUGGAACAAGUAAAGACGGAGAUUCUUUCCUGGUUGAGUGGAAUGAGAGUGAAGGUGCCAUAAAGAGGACAUAUUUGGGCUUUAGAAAGAAAUCCGCAGGGGUGGUUCAAUUUGAUACAACACGGAACCGAGUUUUGGCUGUUGGAGAAGAUACCCAAAUAAAAUUCUGGGAUAUGGACAGUACUAAUCUCUUGACAACUGUAGAGGCUGAUGGAGGACUUCCGAGCCUUCCCCGUUUGAGGUUCAACAAGGAAGGAAACCUUCUUGCUGUUACUACUGCUGAUAAUGGAUUCAAGAUCCUUGCUAAUGUGGAUGGUCUUAGAACCUUAAGGGUCAUGGAAGCUCGUUCCUUCGAAGCAUCCAGAGCAUCGACAGAGAUGAAGGUAUCCACACCCGCAAUGAUUACAAGCAUCAACCCAUCUAUCGGUAAAAUGGAACAAAUGGAUAUUGGCUCUCCUGCGAGGCUAACCCCUAUUCCUAAUGGAAUUGAUGCAAUGUCAAGAACUAUGGACAAGCCUAGAAACUUGGAGUCUGUUGAAAAGUCCAAACCUUUGGAGCUCGUGGAAGUUAUUGAUCCCGCUCAGUGCCGACAAGUGACCUUUGCAGAUGGCAAGGAUUCUGUUGGCAAGGUUGCUCGGCUUCUUUAUACAAAUUCUGGUGUUGGCAUUUUGGCUCUUGGAACAAAUGGUCUCCAGAGACUAUGGAAGUGGAGGUGCAGCGAGCAAAAUUCAUCUGGAAAGGCUACCGCUAGUGUCGCUCCACACCAUUGGCAACCUAACAGUGGUCUCUUAAUGACGAACGAUGUUCCGGAGAAUCCUGAGGGAACUAUUCCGUGCAUAGCUCUUUCUAAGAAUGACUCAUAUGUAAUGUCUGCUUGUGGUGGAAAGGUUUCGUUGUUUAAUAUGAUGACUUUCAAGGUAAUGACCACUUUCAUGCCACCUCCUCCUGCCUCAACGUUCCUGGCAUUUCAUCCUCAAGAUAAUAACAUAAUUGCAAUUGGGAUGGAGGAUUCAACUAUCCAUAUUUACAACGUCAGGGUAGAUGAGGUGAAAACAAAGUUGAAAGGCCACCAAAAGCACAUCACUGGUUUAGCCUUCUCUGCUGCUCUCAAUCUUCUGGUUUCCUCUGGUGCUGAUGCUCAGCUCUUCUUCUGGAGUGCUGACUCAUGGGAAAAGAAGAAAUCUUCAGCUAUCCAACUACCAGCUGGAAAGUCACCAGUAGGCGACACACGGGUCCAGUUCCACAAUGACCAGGUCCAUUUACUGGUUUCUCACGAGACACAGAUAGCCAUAUAUGACGGUUCAAAGAUGGAGUGCAUUCAAAAGUGGGUGCCACAAGAAUCGCUAUCUUCACCCAUAACCUGCGCAACUUACUCGUGCAACAGCCAGUUAGUGUAUGCAUCAUUCGCCGAUGGAAACAUCGGAAUCUUCGACGCUGAAUACUUGAGGCUCAGAUGUCGUAUUGCGCCAUCAGCCUAUAUGCCUCAACCAUCACCGAACAGUGCUCCAAUCAUGCCGCUGGUAAUCACAGCUCAUCCUCAAGAACCGAAUCAAAUAGCUCUUGGACUCUCUGAUGGGUCGGUUAAAGUGAUUGAAACCCCGGAUCCUUUUAGAAGAUGGGGCAUUGCAGACAAAGCGGGAACCGAAAAUGGCCGGCCUUCGAGUUCGUCAGCGGCUAAUAACUCUGGUUCAGAUCAGAUUCAAAGGUAG
This is a messenger RNA of Microthlaspi erraticum, 3378 nucleotides long. Lineage: Eukaryota; Viridiplantae; Streptophyta; Magnoliopsida; Brassicales; Brassicaceae. The record is from the annotation of a GenBank genome assembly.